GUGGAGUCUCCCAGCCUGCGCCCCCAAGUCUAACGGAGGAGAAUUUUGGGAGCAUUUCUCUCGGAACCUCCGAGCGAGCUGGUCGUGCUGCGCUCCUGUUGCAGCUCCAGACUCCGUCUCAGUGCCAGAGAAGUUGUGCGCACGUCUUCGUGCCAGUUCGCGACCAUGGGCAAUUCUUGCUCUGGCCUCAAGGAGAAGCUGGGGCAGAGGCUGCGACCUUCGCCCACUCUGAAUUUCAUCCGCUCUAUCCUGAUCCCUAAGAAGAAAAAAGAUUUCUGCGUGGUGGUCCUGGGCUCUGCCGGCGUCGGCAAGAGCGCCCUGGUGCAGAGAUGGGUCAACAGCUGCUACUCCGAUAAGUAUGUGCCACAGGCGCCGUUGGCCGAUGUCAUCUACCAUGUGCCAGACGGGUUCUUCGGCUCGGGAACCAAGAUGCGCAUUACCGACCUACCUGGCGGUCAGCUCUACCCGGCCUUGCAGUGCCUCAAGAUUGCCAGGGGCCACGCCUUCAUCCUGGUCUACUCGGUCACCGAAAAGCAAACCCUGGAAGAGCUGACGCCCUUCUAUGAGCUGAUCCGCGAGAUCAAGGGUGGAAACCUCUACAAAUACCCGAUCGUGCUGGUGGGCAACAAAUGCGAUGAGGUCCGCCGGGAGCUGACCACGCUAGAUGGCGCUGCCUACGCGCUGAAGUGGAAUUGCGGCUUCUUCGAGACCUCCGCCAAGAAGAACAUCAACGUGGAGGAGCUGUUCUUUGAGCUGCUGACCCAAGAGAGGGAGCCCGAUACCACCCCCCAGCCCACCCCCGUGAAAUCCCAGAUGCCCAAUAUCGCCGAAGAUGUGCUGGCCGCUGAGCCCUAAUGGGAGCCCUGGGUCCUAGGGGUCUGACCACCUUCUCCGAGGGAGGGUAGAGAACGUGGACCGAUGACAGUAGAACGUGUCACCUGUACAGGACUGUGUGCUGUGCUUUGGGUUGUAACAGCUAGACGUCAGUAUGUGUCCCCUGUCAAGUCAUAAUUUUUCUUUUUCCCAGGCCAAGAGACUUCAAAUGGUUACAGCGUUGAUAUUGGAGGAGGGAAGAUAGGAGAAGUCUGGACAGACUUCAGAGAUAAUUGUUUGAAAAAAGAGAAUGAAAUAGCAAAAUAAACGGAAAGUUGCCACUGUCCUUGUAACCCUGUUACCAUGUAUUAAUUUUUAAACAUUUCAAGUCCUGUAAAUGUCCAAACCUUUCUUGUUGUGUACGUAAUUGUUAAGAAAUGUGUUUUUGCAACAAAAGCUUUGCUAGAUGACUGGGAGACAGAUCUAUUAAACAAGAUA
Myotis davidii is the source of this 1311-nucleotide messenger RNA. RefSeq names its product DIRAS family GTP binding RAS like 3 (gene DIRAS3). The coding region runs from base 166 to 855 and encodes 229 amino acids. Gene Ontology annotation, biological process: signal transduction. The record is from RefSeq and is a predicted model, not a curated record. Lineage: Eukaryota; Metazoa; Chordata; Mammalia; Chiroptera; Vespertilionidae. Gene Ontology annotation, cellular component: plasma membrane. The transcript is spliced from 2 exons. Gene Ontology annotation, molecular function: GTP binding; GDP binding; GTPase activity.